Molecule: messenger RNA, 5366 nt
Organism: Felis catus (domestic cat)
Lineage: Eukaryota; Metazoa; Chordata; Mammalia; Carnivora; Felidae
Gene: FAM111A
Product: FAM111 trypsin like peptidase A
Exons: 7
Coding region: 547-2358 (603 amino acids)
Source: RefSeq, a predicted model, not a curated record
CAUUGGCCAGAAGGGCAGAGACCACUUGCCCAGAGACCAUUUUUGCCCCGAAGGCGGAAUUCCUGGCUGGAGGCAAAGAUCACCCCAAAGUCGCAAGUUCCUGCGAGUGACUGGUGACUGACAGCGGAAUUUGGGACGAACUCUUUUAUUCGGUAGUUCUGCUGAGAUUUCUGGGAGCCAGCAUUUGACAUCCUUGGAAGCCCCAGCAAACACCUAGUCAGUUUCUGCUGCCACAACUCCAGAUCCGUGUAGUCCUGAGGUCCCGUUAACUUUCUCUCCGGCGCUUUCUGAACUCAAAGCCAGGCCCGUUUCCGGGGUGUCCAAAGAAGCGAAGACGCAGAGACGGCGGUGGAAAGAGGUUCUCUGCAGUUUAACAAUUGUGAAGAAAGAUAGAAGGAAAAAUACCCCUUUAAACAAACAGACAAACAAAACCAACAGACGAGCAGCAACGAAACUUCCUGACUCUUCCCAGCUCUGAAGACACAGCUCUUGAACCUGUGGGAAACUAGUGUUUUGGCUGAACUGUCGAUUCAUCUUUAAGCCACCAUGAGCCCUACAAAGCGCAGAUCACAGAAGAUCGCAUUUGAUGAAAAGCGUAAUAUGAAAAUUGAUCACUAUUUUCAUCAGGUCAAUAAAGAACAAGAGAGUCAUUCCAGUAUUUCUCCAAUGAAGAGGGGCUCUAAAAAAGGUCCAAAAGAUAUAACUAACAUCCAGGCACUAAGACCCAAAGACCAGACUGUGCCCCCCAACAAGACAAUUUACAUUACCUUGGCUGUAAACCCCAGGAAACACAAGCUCACACAUAGUGAAGAGAAGAGCUUCUAUGCGGCCCUCAACACUCUCAAGGCUGUCAAGGAGGAGAUAGAAACUCAGCAGGGCAAAGAAAUGCUGGCGGUUGGCAAAGAAGGAAUUGAAGGGUACAUAAAUCUUGGAAUGCCCCUCAGUUGUUUCCCUGAGAGCUGCCAUGUACAAAUCACAUUUGUCCGAAGUAGAAGUAAGCAGAAAGAAGGGAACCAGGUAUUUGGCCGGCAUGAAAAGGCAUCCGCUGACUGUGUCAAAUUUUAUAUUCACGCAAUCGGGAAGAGAAAGAAAAGGAUCGUCAAACGCAGGCAGCUUCACAAAGAAGGGUGCAAACUCUGCGUCUAUGCUUUCAGAGGAGAAACCAUCAAGGAUGCUCUGUGCAAGGAUGGCAGGUUUCUCUCCUUUCUGGAGAAAGAGGAUUGGAGGCUUAUCAGAAACCUGGACUCCAUUCUAGAAAGCACACAGACCGUGGACGACCUGGAAGGCAAGCUCUUUGAAGUUGAGGUAGAGAAAGGAAUGAGCUCCAGGGCAGUAGCCACUCAAAAGUCGGAAUCAGAGAAAGGAAACACCAGUGUGCUGAGAGAAGAAAUUGUGGCUCAGUACCCCAGUUUGAAAAGAGAAAGCGAAAAAAUCAGAGAAAACUUCAAGAAAGAAAUGAAAAGUAAAAAGAGCAAAACCUCAUUAUUUAAAUUACUUAAAGUAAAGUUUGGGAAAAUGACGAGAAACUCCACCCCGAUCAGAGUGCACAACUUUCUUUCUCUUGUCGGUAACUCAGUGGGGUACCUGUCAUGGGACAACAAUGGAAAUAAGGGUUGUGCCACCUGCUAUGUUUUCAAAGAGUUGUACAUUUUCACCUGUCGACACAUAGUAAGUGACUUUAUGGGGGAAGGAAUAGAGCCAAGUAAGUGGGCAGACGUGAUUGGUCAAUGCGCAAGGGUGACAUUUCGUUAUAACAGCUUCCCCGAGAAAGAUGAGAACUGCUUUUUCCUUGAACCGUGGUUUGAGAUAUCUGAUGCCACCCUUGAUUAUGCUGUUCUGAAACUGAAGGCAAACGGACAACAGGUACCUUUGGGACUCUAUAGUAGAAUUGCUCGUGCACCAUCUACUGGGUUGAUAUACAUCAUUGGCCAUCCAAAUGGAGAGGAAAAGUCUAGUGAUGCUUGUACAGUGAUCUCUCAGGGUCAGCGAGAAAAGAAAUAUGAGGAAUAUCUUCAGGCUGGAAAGGGAGAGGGUUGCAGUUAUGGGAUGCAAUACAUCCAUAUGUGCACUCGAAAAACCUUCGAGGAAAUAGCUCACAGCCCUGAUGUGAUUACCUAUGACACCUCUUUUUACUUUGGGGCUUCUGGCUCCCCAGUGCUUGAUUCAGAAGGUUCAUUGGUGGCCAUGCAUACUGCUGGCUUCACUUGUGAUAACGAAAUUGGGUUAUCAUCUCAUGUCAUUGAAUUUGGCUCUACUCUGGAAUCCAUCCUCCUUGAUAUUAAGGAAAAUCACAGACAGUGGUAUACAGAAGUAUGCAUAAGUCCGCAAGAUGUAGAAAUGGUGAGCGAUGAGGAUUGAGGAUGGUGAGAAUUAAGUUUGUUUACUAGCUUUAAGUUUGUUUAAGCUUUAACCACUUUUCUAAGCACGUGAAGACUAAUCCUAACAGGUGGGCCAUUAUCCCUAUUUUAAAGUCAAGUAACAUGAACGACGAUGAGAUUAUGACACUAACUCUAGUGUAACUGCUGUGGGGUUUUCCCCCCCAUUUCUGUGUCUUCCUGUAAGUUCAGUUGCUUGAAGGAAGGACAUUCAAUUAUGACUGUUCAUCUCAUUAUCCCCAGUGUCUGGAAGAGGCAAGUAAGUGCUUAGAAAACGUGUGGGUCCGUCAGUAGCACAACUUAGGGCUACUGUUAAUCUUAAGUAAGGAACUAAAUGCUUGAUUGGAAAUAAUUUCAAACAAAAUCUUUAGAAUUUCCAAAAUCCUCGUAUUACUGAAACUCAGGAUAUAUGUGUUCUGAAACUCACAGCGUAAUAUCCACUCUUUUUAUGGGCUAUUAGGGCAAAGAGACUAUCUGAAAGAUCAUAUUACUUUAUUCGUAUGCCCUUAGUUUUUACCUAAUGACCUUUUUUGUUUUAGGAUCGUUUGUGUGUUGCAUUUAGUUGUUAUGUCUCCUAAGGCUCCUUCCUUGUGGCUGUUGCAGGUUCUCAGGCUUUGACCAGUGACCUUGACAGUUAGUAAGAGUACUGGUCAGGUAUUUUUGUGGGGUGUCCUUCUAUUGGAAUUUGUCUGGUAAUUAGGCUGUGGUUGUGGGGUUUGGAGAGUAAAACCAGUGGGGCAAAGUACUUUUUCACUAUAUUGUAUCAAGGGUACAUAGUAUCCACCUGAGUUAUGAUUUGGUGUUGCCUUUGAUACCCUGGCCAAGAUAAUGUUUAUCAGGUUUCUCUACUGUAAAUUUACUCCUUUCCCUUCCUUUCUAUAAUGUACUUUUUGGAAGGAAGUUUUAUUCACAGCCCACACCUAAGGAGUGGGGCAUCCUUCUUCUCUUCCUUAUGUAGGGAACUCCUGGAGUCUCUACAUAAUUUAUUCAGCAUGGGAGAUUUGCUUCUUCUUUCCUAUUUAUUGUACCAGUGUGGACUCAUAGAUACAUGUUGAGUUAUAAUCCAAAUUACUUUGUUGUAUUUCUCAGAUUGUUCCUGCUUUGGUCAUUGGGAGCACUUUCAUUUGGCUCUGGUGCCCUCUUUGACAUAUUCCCAAGAGUGUGUUGUGUUUGUUUCCUGGGUUUUCUAAGCACUUUCUUAUGUUGUGGUCCUACGAGAUGCUCUGGGCUCCUCUUGUGUAUUACCUGACCCAGUCGCAUCAUCAGCCAUUUCUCCUAGGAGCCUUUGGUUACUUUUAUUAGAGAAGUGUAUUUGAAAUCAAGAUCUGGGCACUAGGUAUGCUUUCGCGAGUGGGGUAUUAUUUCUUCUACGCCCGCUCAGCAGACAAAGCAAAGGAAUACGUGUGUGUAUAUUAACUCCUGUAUAGUCAGGCUCCCCAGCUUAUUCUUGGUUUCACUUUCUGGGGCUUCAGUUACCUGGGGUCAAUGGCAGUCAAGAAGCCAAUGAUCUUCCUUCUGACUUAUCGCCAGAAGGUCAAUGGUAGCCUAAUGCUGCAUCACAAUGCCUAUGCCAUCCACCUCCCUUCGUCUCGUCAGGUAGGUAUUUUACAUCAUCAUAACGAGAAGAGGGAAGAGUACAGUACAAUAAGGUAUUUUGAAAGAUAGACAAUAUUUACAUAGCUUUUAUUAUAGUACAUUGUUAUAAUUAUUCUAUUUUAUUAUCAGUUAUUGUUAAUCUCUUACUGUGCCUAAUUUAUAAAUUAAACUUUAUCAUAGAUAGGUGUGUACAGGAAAAAGCCUAUCUAUAUAGGGUAUGGUACCGUCCCCUAGGGGAUCGUGGGAUAUAUACCCUGCAGAUGAGGGGUGGGAGAAACCACUGCAUAUAUGCAUAUCUACAAACAUUUCUUUAAAACAAUUUUUUUUAAUGUUUAUUCAUUUUUGAGAGAAAGAGACAGAGUAUGAGUUGGGGAGGGACACAGAGAGAGAAGGAGACACAGAAUCUGAAGCAGGCCCCAGGCUCUGAGUUGUCAGCACAGAGCCCAACGUGGGGCUCGAACUCAUGCCCUGUGAGAUCAUGACCUGAGCCAAAGUCAGAUGCUCAACCAACUGAGCCCCCCAGGUGCCUUUCUACAAACAUUUCUAUAUGUAACUGCCUGUAUGUACAGUAAGUUAAACAUUCUUACCGAUGUCUCCAACUCCAGUACCACCUGGAUCAUUUUUGCCUCCUGCCUUGGUCAUCUAUGAAGUCCUAGUCCAACAGUGAGAAACGUGGCUCCUACCAUCCCCCACCCAUUUACUUAAUUGCUUAAUUCAGUUUUCAUGCAUAGCGGUAUCAGAGUUGUUCACCUGCAGCAGGACAGGAAAAAGUGAGUACAGUGUGUGUUUAGUCUUACAGGCUCACUUCCAAAGUUCCUGGGGUCAGCACCUUUCCUGCCACGCCCUUCAGUGAGGUGUUUUUGUACAUUUGUAGUGCAGUUAGAUUCUCUUGUCAAAGUCUCCAUUCUUUCAUCUCUCAACCUAAGUGACUUUUAAAAUUUGCAUACAUGAAGGUUCACUCUUCAUGCUGUAUGUUCUGUGGGUCUUAACAAGUGCAUAAUGUCAUGUAUCCAGCAUUAUGAUAUUAUACAGAAUCAUUUUACCAGCCUAAAAGUCCCCUCUGCUUCAGCUGCUCAACCCUGCCACUCCCCUGAACCAGUGGUGAUCACUGAUCCUUUUACUGUCUUUAUAGGUUUGCCUUUGCCAGAAUGUCACUUAAGUGGAAUCAGAUAGUAUGUAGCCUUUUCAGCUUGACUUCUUGCACUGAACAAUAUUCCACUAAGGUUUCUCUGCAUCUUUUCGUGGCUUGAUAGCUCAUUUAUUUUUUUGCCACUGGAUAAUAUUCUGUUCUAUGGAUAUACCACAGGUUGUGUAUUCAUUCACCUUUUGAAAGAUAUCUUUUGCUUCAGUGUUUGGUGUAUAUGAAUAAAGCUGCUGUAAGUAUUUGUGUACAAA